AUGGAUACUCUAUCGACCCGUGCACAAGAAAUCGGUGGAACCUUAUCGCAAAUACUGAACAAAUUCAUGUUAGUACAAAAGAAUACCUACGAUCAUGAAUUAAAUACGAAUGGUAUAUGUAAUUUGGGUGUGGCAGAAAAUUAUCUUUGUGAGAAUGAAUUGAUUUCCAAAUUACAAUCGAUUCAAAUAUGGAAUACAAGUCAUAUAUAUUAUCCGAAUUCCGUUGGACUUCUCUCCUUCCGAGAAACUUUAUGUCAUUUUUUUCAAAAUACAUUUCAUCUUAAUUAUCAAUUGAAUCCCGAUCGAAUGCUUAUAUCAAGUGGUUUAAGUGGUAUCAUGUCACUGAUCAGUUAUGUUAUCGGAGAUAAAAAUGAUGUACUUUUAAUCGCAUCCCCAUAUUAUACCGCUUUCGAUCAUGAUGUUUCAGCUUUUUCGAAUUGUGCAAUAUUUCGAUGUCCGUUGCUGGAACAAGAUUCGGGUCAAUUUAUUCUGUCUGUAGAAAUUUUCAAACAUGGCUAUGAAAAGGCAGUGCGACAAGGUCUUCGUCCUUGUGGAAUUAUUCUCGUUAACCCACACAAUCCAACCGGUGAUAUCUACGAUGAAGAAGCCAUUCAACCUAUUUUAGAAUAUGCUGCCGAAAAACAACUACAUGUUAUUAUCGAUGAAAUCUAUGCAUUGAGUAUAUUUGAAGAUGAAAAACCGUUUCAGUCGAUGUUAAGUUACAAGCAUAUUAUCGAUCCUCAACGCACACACUUUGUUUGGUCAUUAAGCAAAGAUUUUGCUUUGAGUGGCCUGCGCCUAGGCGUAAUCUAUGCUGGUUCCGAGAUUUUAUGUUCUUGUGCAGCGGCACUUAAUUUCCUUCAAGUUCCAUCAACCAUUGUUCAAGAUAUUGCCAGAAUGAUUUUUUCUGAUCAGUCGUGGAUUGAUUCAUAUGUAAAACUCAAUCGUUCACGUUUAACUGCACGAUACAAGAUUGUAAAGCAGAGAAUUGAAGAUUUAGAUGAACGUAUUCGUGUUCGCCAAACCAGAGCAGGCUUUUUUAUUUGGGCUGACCUUCAUUUACUAUUACAUGCGACUACAUUUGAAGAAGAGCAACGGUUAUUUGAAACUAUAUUCAGUCAUGGCAUCUAUAUGAGUCCAGGUCAAUUUCUUGGAUGUUCGCAACCCGGAUGGUUUCGUAUUAUAUUUUCUGUUCGAGAAAAAUGGAUUGACGAAGCAUUCCGACGAUUAAAGCUGGCAUUAGAUGUUUACAAUCAGUCACCGAUUCCUUCAACGGCAUAA
Messenger RNA from Adineta ricciae, 1281 nucleotides. The record is from the annotation of a GenBank genome assembly. Lineage: Eukaryota; Metazoa; Rotifera; Eurotatoria; Adinetida; Adinetidae.